AUGGAGGCGACACCAGCAGUAUCCGGUGGAAUGGGCGCCGCCGACGAUGUUUCCCAGGCGGAAACGGCGAUAUUGCGAUUAAAAUUGGCGGUGUGGCAACAAUAUCAACACGUGCUCGACAAAACCACCCCGCACGUGCUACGGCGUUGGAUAGGGUUUUCGGUUUUGGCUUUCCUCUACGUCGUCCGCGUCUACUUCCUGCAAGGCUUCUACGUCGUUUCAUACGCUCUUGGCAUUUACAUACUCAAUCUCCUCAUCGGGUUCCUCUCCCCUCAGGAAGAUCCCGCCCUCGCCGCCGACGGACCUUCUCUCCCCACCAGAGCUUCCGAUGAGUUCCGGCCUUUUGUUCGCCGCCUCCCUGAAUUCAAGUUCUGGUACUCGAUCACGAAGGCAUUUUGCAUUGCAUUUGUGAUGACUUUCUUUAGUGCGUUUGAUAUUCCAGUCUUCUGGCCAAUACUCCUCUUCUACUGGGUUGUUCUGUUCACGCUUACUAUGAGGAAACAGAUAUCACAUAUGAUCAAAUACAGAUAUGUACCAUUCACAUUUGGGAAACAGCACUAUCAGAGAAAGAAACCAUCGGCAGAAGAAAGCACAAGUCUUCCUGUGGACUGA
Messenger RNA from Lathyrus sativus (Indian pea), 612 nucleotides. The record is from the annotation of a GenBank genome assembly. Lineage: Eukaryota; Viridiplantae; Streptophyta; Magnoliopsida; Fabales; Fabaceae.